AUGAGCAAUUUAACAGAUGACCUCUGGUUUGAGAUUUUCCUCCGCCUUCCGGUGAAGGAUCUACUUGCAUCCAAGUGUGUUUGCAAAUCCUGGCUGUCCAACAUUUCGAGCCGUCGUUUCGUCACAGAUCAUCUCCGUCGCUCAAUCUCAAGUGGGGAGGAUGAUGAAACUCUUAUCGUUCAUCAUUCAGUUACUAUUCUUAUGGACCAACAUCUUCUAGAAUUUUGGGUUCUAAUUUGUGGCAUUGUUUGUGUUCUUGUUGAGCAUGGAAGGAGAUAUGAUAUUUACCUUUGGAACCCUGCUACAAAACUCUCCAAACUAAUUCCCUCUCAAGCCGAAGGUCGCCUCUUAAAGCAGCAGAUUAUAGGCUUUGGUUUUGAUCAGAAAGAUUUUGAUUGUAAAGUUGUUGAAAUUGUAUCCUCCUCUACUUCAGUGUAUUCUUCAAACAGGAAUGCUUGGCGAAAGAUGUAUCCAAUUAAGCAAAUUCUGCCCAUUGAUGUUCCCUUUGUAACGUUAGAAGUAUGCUUGCACGGAUUUUUGUUAACAACGGGACAUAAAGGUAUGAUGGCUUUUGAUCUAAACAAGGAGGUAUUUAUUUAUGAUAUUAAGCUCCCUGUAGAUCCUGAAGACACUUGCAUUGCUGAAUAUUAUGAUUUGAUUGCUGUUAUGAUGUGCGAACGAUCUGAAAAUAAGGUGAAAUUGUGGACAUUGGAUGAUGAAGCAUGCCUUAGUGGUGGUGGAGUAGAGGCAUCGUGGACUAUGAAGCUCAGUUUUGAUGUAGGUUAUCAGCAUUUUCAUCGUCCUCAGGGAAUUUUCAAUAGCGUUGAGUUCUUACUGGUUGAUUAUAGUUACAACCGGUUUCUUUAUAACCCCUACAAGCAAGCGCCGACAAAUCUUCGCCGUACUACCUCCUGGGAGAUUUUCAACCAUAAAAAGAGCCUUUUUCCAGUUGCAGGGUCCAAACCAGUCAAGUGGACUGCUUCACCUUGGAGGCAGCUGCAACUUGAGUGGGACUACAAUGUGGAAAAGGAUGAAGAAAGUAUCUCAACUGAUGAUGAUAAUUAA
Molecule: messenger RNA, 1065 nt
Organism: Daucus carota subsp. sativus
Lineage: Eukaryota; Viridiplantae; Streptophyta; Magnoliopsida; Apiales; Apiaceae
Exons: 2
Coding region: 1-1065 (354 amino acids)
Molecular function (GO): protein binding
Source: RefSeq, a predicted model, not a curated record